Molecule: messenger RNA, 1807 nt
Organism: Chelmon rostratus (copperband butterflyfish)
Lineage: Eukaryota; Metazoa; Chordata; Actinopteri; Chaetodontiformes; Chaetodontidae
Gene: pdrg1
Product: p53 and DNA-damage regulated 1
Exons: 6
Coding region: 196-594 (132 amino acids)
Biological process (GO): protein folding
Cellular component (GO): prefoldin complex
Source: RefSeq, a predicted model, not a curated record
UGCUGGACCCGGCACCACUGCAUUCUGCUUCAUGUGAAAAGCUGUUAAAUGUGGAGAUAAACGCUUCUGCAUGAAGAAAGAAACGACCCAAGCACAUUGUUCGCGGGGAAUUAUUACUAUGCGGGUCCCCGUCGGUCCGUUCUGCUGCCAGUCGUUGUUUCAGACCGGACGUAUUUCUGUAGCGACACAGCCACCAUGGACGCUGAAUCUCAGCGAGUUUUGAAGUAUUUGACAGAAGUUGAGGAGGCAGCUGAAGAUGUUCUCGCCACUAAACAACAGAUCGUGGACCUGGACACAAAGAGAAACAGGAACAGAGAGGCAUUGAACGCACUGAAAAAUGAAAUGCCAGAUUCAGAGAAAGUGAAGGUUUGCUUCGGAAACAUGUUCAUCAAAAUUCCCAAAGCGAAGACGAGAGAGAUGAUUCAGAAAGACCAAGAGCAGCUGGACAAGGAGAUAAAUGACCUUCGCAAAGGACUGAAAGCAAAAGUCAAUCAUCUCAAUGAGAUGCAAGGAAACCCUGAGCUGAGAGGCUACAGUCUUUCUCCUCUGUCCUCUGAUGAAAUCAGAUCUAUUAACAGCCUUUUAAAGAGAUGACAUCAGAUCUGCAAAUCGUGGAAUAUUUCUGAGGACACAAGGACGAAGAGAGAACGUUGAUAAGAUGGCAACUCUAAUGUGCUAACCUCGGAAUGAGCUGAUGACUCUAAAUUAUUCUCCUGGAUGAUCGACAGUAUGGAUGUAAUUGACAUCUUCAUAACCUGUUUUUAGGACUUUUUUUUUAAUUCAUGUCAAUCUAGGUCUUAAAUCUGCAAACAACAAAUUUAAGACAGAAACUGCAUUCACUCAUUCCUUUUCCCUCUCAGUUGUUCAAGCUUCACUCCUACCAUUUUCAGCCAUCUUGAUGAGCUGUCUGCUUUAAAACAGCUUCUUACCAGACACAGUGGUGACCUGCAUUUGUAAAACCAUCACAGGUGUUGAAAAAGCAGUUCUUGUUUUUAACUGUUCCAACCAUAGCUGAUGCUGUUGCAUUUGUGCUCUGUAGUCGCUGGCUGCAGCUUGAUAGCGUUAUAACAAGCUUACUGCUAGCCACACCCACAGCAAGUGUUGUUCUCAACAUUUCAGCUAAUCGACCUGAAAAGCAAAUGUCAGGCUCACUCUAAAAAAUAUGGAAAGAUAACUGUAGUUCAUUGCAAAUUGAGUUUGAUUUUUGUAACUCCAGCCAUCAGCUUAAUCAGUUAUGAGAACACUGUACUAAUUAAAGUACCUGCUGACAUCUGUCAGUGUGGAAGCAUCUGUGUUAAAAAGUGUCUAGCAGGAGAAAACACAAGCCAUCCUUGGCACAGGUUGUAAACAAGCAGACAGUUUUGCCAGAUUAGCUUCCACUUUAUUCAGUAGGAAAGCUGCACAUAUCCACUGCACUGUCAGGGAUGAGGCAGGAAAUUAGUAAGGACAUAGGGAUGGUUGUUACAGCACACAAUUUUCAUAAUCUGAGGACUGUUUGAUAUGAGCUCCAGUGUGUAGUUGGUGAAUGGCCACAAGGGGGCAGUGCAGUGCAAAUGCACAGAAGAAGGACAGAGCCUUGUUUGAAUUCCUGCCUCUAUGGCCUCACUAGCAGUCUUGAAAUGCCCUGAUAUUAAUGCAGCACUGCUUUGUAAUAAGCUAUGUAAUACACACCAGAAACUUCUUAAUCUUUGCAGAUGACCAGUGUGUUUGCCAGGUCAUAAUGGACAAUGUUUGUUUCAUAUUGUGGCUUUUUUUGGGUUGGAUCUUUUGUCCUUACAAUCUUUUCUAUGAAUAAAUGCAUUGGAUA